This is a messenger RNA of Pelodiscus sinensis (Chinese soft-shelled turtle), 3186 nucleotides long. NCBI's taxonomy places the organism in Eukaryota, Metazoa, Chordata, Testudines, Trionychidae. The record is from RefSeq and is a predicted model, not a curated record.
CAGCGCUGUCGUCUGUUAGUAGAAGGGGGGGCCGGAAGUAGUCAGGGCGGAGCAGCAGCUGGAGCGAAGCUGCCCCCGCUGGAGGGCUGGGGCCCGUCGCCUCCCGGAGCCAGCCCCGGCAGACAUGGAUUUCCGGGAGAUCCUCAUGGUGGCGUCUGAGCAGCAGGGGCUGAGCUCGGUGUCGAAAAGAUACAGUUUGGCAGUAGGCCCUCCCAAAAAAGAUCCAAGAGUCAAGGGUGUCCAAUCUAAAGCAGUACAAGCUUUUCUGAGACGGAAAGAAGAAGAAAUUAGGCAAAAAGAACUAGCGGCAAAAAGGAAGAAGGAGGAACUUCUAGCUAAGCGUGUUGAACUGAAACAUGACCGCAAAGCAAGAGCUAUGGCCUCACGGACAAAGGACAACUUUUAUGGCUAUAAUGGUAUUCCUAUUGAGGAGAAGCCUAAAAAAAGGCAGACUUCUGAAAAUGUCAGUCGAUGCACAGAUGCAGAAUAUGGGACAGAAGAUGAUGCAGAGCAAUUUGAAUAUAGUCAGACUGAAUCUGAGCAUGAACCAGAGGAAUAUGAAGAGAAACCUUCCAAAGCUCCUGUGAAACCAAAGGCACCUCCCAAAAGUGCUCCUAACCCUAUGAACUUUAUGGAUCUUCUGAGACUGGCUGAAAAAAAACAGUACGAACCAGUAGAAAUAAAAGUAGUGAAAAAGACUGAAGAAAGGCCAAGAACAGCAGAAGAAUUGAGAGAGAGAGAAUUUUUGGAGAGGAAAAACAAAAAGGAGGAAACCCAGAAAGAGAAAAAAAAACUUGACAAAGAGAUUAAGAAUGUAACUGCAUCAAGUUCAACCAAAAAAAUUAUUUCUCAUAAAGAGUUUAUAAAUGCAAAACUUAGCAAAAAUUCAGUGGAUAAACAUUCCUCUUCAAAAGGCAGCUUCUCCUCUGUGUGUGGUGCUGAUAAGAAAUCCAGUGGGCCAGUGUGUAGCGACAAACAUGCAAAGUCAUCAUCUUCCUCCAAAUCCAAUCAAGUGGAAAAAGCAAAAGUUACACAAUAUGGAUCUUUAAAAAGCUCAUCUAGUGGCAUCCAUAGUAAAUCUUCAGUCAAUGGAGUAGGAAAAUUUGGGUCAAACUCUCAUACAUUAAGCUCAAAAACACCUUCUGAUGGGGCUCAGAGAGUACAGUCUGCUAAAGAACUUAGUCUGAAAAAAUCUAGUUCUAGCCACCCAAAACUGAGUAGUGCAGCACCCCCCCACCAUGAAAUUGCUAAAAACUCCAGCUCAGGGAGGCCAGGGAGCAUUACAGGAACGGGUGGGCCCGGGCGGCCGGGGAGCAGUAUGGGACCUGGGCGGCCUGGGAGUAGUACGGGGACCAGAACGGGUGGGCCCGGGCGGCCGGGGAGCAGUAUGGGACCUGGGCGGCCUGGGAGUAGUACGGGGACCAGUGGGCCUGGGAGUGGUGCGGGGACAGCUGGGCCCGGGCGGCCUGGGAGGGGGGCGGGGACAGCUGGGCCCGGGCGUCCAGGGAGCGGUGCGGGGACAGGUGGGUCUGGGCGGCCGGGGAGUGGUGCGGGAACAGGCGGGCCCGGGCGGCCGGGGAGUGGGACGGGUGGGCCCGGGAGGCCGGGAAGCGGUGUGGGGACGGGCGGGCCCGGGAGGCCUGGGAGCGGUGCGGGGUCGGGUGGGCCCGGGAGGCCUGGGAGCGGUGCGGGGUCGGGUGGGCCCGGGAGGCCAGGGGGCAGUGUGGUGCCUGGGCGGCCAGGAAGUGGUGUCGGGAUAGGACCUGCAAAGUCAGUCAGUUCAGGUGUGGGACCUGGGCGACCAGGUAGCAGCUCAGUUUCAACUCCAAAACCUAAGUGCACUGUUGUAUCAGAAACAAUCUCAUCUAAAAAUCUAGUCUCGAGACCAAGUAUUGCACAGAUGAAUGGAACGAGACCUACUUCAGGGCAUAGACCAGUGUUUCAUCCACAAGGUCUUCCAAGGCCUUCUCUUCCACCUAUAAGUUAUAAAAGGCAAAUAGACGAUGACGACGAUGAAUAUGAUUCUGAAAUGGAUGAUUUCAUUGAUGAUGAAGGGCAACCCCAGGAAGAAAUAUCAAAACAUAUUCGAGAAAUAUUUGGCUAUGAUCGGAAUAAGUAUAAAGAUGACAGUGAUUAUGCCUUACGUUACAUGGAAAGCAGCUGGAAAGAACAGCAGAAAGAAGAGGCCAGGAGUUUGAGACUUGGUGUUCAAGAGGACCUAGAAGAGAUGAGACGUGAAGAGGAGGAAUUGAAGCGUAAGAGACAGGCAAAGAAGCUGAGGACACAUUAACUGAUUUACAGUGGUUUUGUUCUCUUUGACCUGGUCACCCUUUUGCCUCCAUAUAUCAGCUGUUAUAGUACGUUAGUUUUUAUUUGCUUAUUGGAGAGCAAGAGAAUAUGUAAGGGAGGAAAGGGCAUUGAAAAACAAGGCUUUAGUUUAACCCUAAAAAUAUUUAUUUUUAAUACUUGCCAGGGUUAAUUUUUUACAAAAAGAAACUAAUGCAGAUUUUUGGAAUAAAAGCUAUUAAUGAAUGUUUCCAUUAACUAAAUUAGUUGUUAAAAAUGCCAGCAGAAGUAUUGACUAACUAUGCACUGGUUUGCAAGAUAUAUAUGGGCCCAUACAACAGUAAAUCAGAUUUGCAUUCUUCAUUGACAUGUGAAAAAUAUGACUUCCAUUUGUGUUCCUUGGUUAUUCUUGAGAGAUAAAGAUACUGCUUUGUGUGUCUAAAAUCUCCUGAGUUAGGAUCCCUCAAAAUAUGGAAAUAUCUUCUAUUCAAAACAAAUUGGUUGUAACUUUCAGCCAUUGCCACUGAUGUUUAAAGCAAUAAAAUAAUGUUUUUCUGAUUUGAGAGCCCUUGUGUCUUAACAAAAAUAGUAAUUAAAUAAUCAGAAGAACCUUUGAUUUCUAAAAAAUGCAUGUCAUUCAUUAUACCUUGCAUUUAGCAGUGUGACCAAAAGAUUGCAUUGGAGUUUUUAUGUCUGGAAUGUCAAUGCCAACCUAUUUCAGUAAAACAUAGAUAAUAAAAAAUUUUCCUGAAAAAUAGGAAUUUCCAGUGUUUGUCUAUAACUUGUACUUUUUGGCUUGUGAAUUUUAAAAUCGGUGUUACAAUUUCAGCUGUUUUUACAUAUUGAAUGUACAGUACACUUAUGUUUUCUCUUGCAUUAAAAAUCAGGGUUUUAAAAUAU